AUGGAGUGGGAUAGUGACUCGGAGUCUGAUCUGAGCGGCGGCGAGGAGGAAGAGGAAUUAGGGUUUAUGUUGAGGAAAAGCGGCGGAGGUCAGCUGCCGUUCCCGGUUGACACGCUCCUGCAGCCGGCGCCGUGUGGUUUUGUUGUUACGGAUGCUUUGGAGCCGGACAACCCCAUUAUCUAUGUUAAUUCCGUGUUUGAGAUGGUUACUGGUUAUCGUGCGGAGGAGGUCCUCGGACGUAAUUGCCGUUUCUUGCAGUGCCGAGGCCCGUUCGCCAAGCGCAGGCAUUCCCUUGUGAACCCCACAGUCGUUGCCGAAAUCAGAAGAUGCCUUGAGGAAGGAAUUGAAUUCCAAGGUGAACUGCUAAACUUCCGUAAAGAUGGCUCCCCACUGAUGAACAGAUUGCGGAUGACCCCCAUAUACGGAGACGACCAGACCAUAACCCACAUUAUCGGCAUACAGGUCUUCAUCGAGGCCGCCCUCGACCUGGGUCCGCUUCCGGGCUCUUCUGACAAGGAGCCGUCCCGGCGGUCCAACCGCUUCCGGUUCACCACGAGCCCGAGCGGGGCAUCCCCAGAUGGUGUGGGCCGCGGGGUAUGCGGCAUCAUGCAGCUGAGCGACGAGGUGAUUGCCCUGAAAAUUCUCUCCCGCCUCACACCGAGGGACAUUGCAGCCGUGGGGUCCGUCUGCGUGCGGUUCUACGAGCUGACGAGGAACGAGGACCUGUGGCGGAUGGUGUGCCAGAACGCGUGGGGCAGUGAGACGACUCGGGUUCUGGAGACCGUCCCGGGGGCCAAGCGGCUUGGGUGGGGCCGUCUCGCGCGGGAGCUCACGACCCUCGAGGCCGCUGCCUGGCGGAAGCUCGUCGUCGGGGGCGCGGUCGAACCCUCCCGCUGCAACUUCAGCGCUUGCGCGGUCGGGAAUCGCGUUGUCCUGUUCGGCGGGGAGGGGGUCAAUAUGCAGCCCAUGAACGACACAUUUGUCCUCGACCUCAACUCUACCAACCCUGAGUGGCAGCACGUGAAGGUGGGUUCCCCACCACCCGGCAGAUGGGGCCACACCCUCUCGUGUGUCAACGGCUCCCAUCUCGUCUUAUUCGGCGGUUGCGGGAGGCAGGGGCUGCUUAACGAUGUUUUCGUCUUGGACCUCGACGCCAAGCACCCGACGUGGAGGGAGAUAUCGAGCCUGGCCCCGCCCCUGCCGAGAUCCUGGCACAGCUCGUGCACGCUGGACGGGACCAAGCUGAUUGUGUCGGGCGGGUGCGCCGACUCGGGUGUUCUCCUGAGCGACACGUUCUUGCUCGACCUCUCGAUGGAGAAACCCGUGUGGCGGGAGAUCCCCAUGGCGUGGACCCCACCCUCUCGGCUGGGACACACGCUGUCGGUAUAUGGGGGGCGGAAAAUUCUGAUGUUCGGGGGGCUCGCCAAGAGUGGGCCCCUGCGAUUCCGGUCGAGCGAUGUGUUCACGAUGGACCUGGGGGAAGACGAGCCAUGCUGGCGGUGCGUGACGGGGAGCGGGAUGCCGGGAGCCACCAACCCCGGAGGGGUGGCCCCGCCACCGAGACUCGACCACGUGGCGGUCAGCCUCCCCGGCGGGAGGAUCCUCGUGUUUGGGGGCUCGGUGGCAGGGCUCCACUCGGCCUCCCAGCUAUACAUACUCGACCCGACAGAGGAGAAGCCAACGUGGAGGAUACUGAAUGUUCCGGGGAGGCCGCCGAGGUUUGCGUGGGGCCACAGCACGUGCAUUGUGGGAGGGACGAGGGCGAUAGUACUUGGGGGACAGACGGGGGAGGAGUGGAUGCUAGGUGAGAUUCAUGAGCUCUCCUUGGCGAGCUCUGUGAUAUAA
Molecule: messenger RNA, 1845 nt
Organism: Striga hermonthica
Lineage: Eukaryota; Viridiplantae; Streptophyta; Magnoliopsida; Lamiales; Orobanchaceae
Source: the annotation of a GenBank genome assembly